CAACAUUGAACGCGGUUUACCGCAGCAAAAACGACAGCGUUUAUUACCAGCAUAGCCAUAGGAAUUUUCUCUCAUAAUUCCGGGAAAACAAACGCGGAAAGCGAGAAAAUAAAGAAGCUUUGAUCCUACGCAAAUCAUUCUCUUCCUCCAAGUCUAUUGUUGUGAUACAGAUACUAAUCAUCAGUGUUAUAGAUUAUGGAUAAAGUGAAGAGUAUUUUAAAACCGAAACCAAAUCCACAACAGCAAGUGAGAGAUUGGCAGAGAAAGCUUCGCCAAGAAUGCCGCAACAUUGAGCGACAGAUCAGAGAUAUUCAGAGAGAGGAAAAAAGUGUACAAAAAACAAUUAAAGAAGCUGCAAAGAGAAAUGACAUGGGCUCUGCUAAGGCCCUUGCAAAGGAAAUUUUAAUGUCAAGAAAAGCUGUGAACCGUCUUUAUGAGAAUAAGGCUCAACUGAAUUCAAUAUCAAUGCAUCUUGGAGAAAGCGUUGCAAUUGCACGUACUGUGGGUCAUUUAGACAAGAGUGCCGAGGUCAUGAAACUCGUCAAUAACCUUAUGAAAGCUCCAGAGGUGGCUGCCACGAUGCAGGAAUUUAGCAAAGAAAUGAUUAAGGCUGGUGUUAUUGAAGAAAUGGUGAGCGAUUCUCUUGACACAGCAUUGGAUUCGGAUGACAUAGAAGAGGAAAUUGAAGAAGAAGUUGAUAAGGUCCUAACGGAAAUAGCUGGUGAGACAGCUGCACAGCUUCCAGAAGCUGUGAGGAAGGAGAGAGUGAGGGUGUCCGCCCAAACAGCAAGCUCCUCGCGUGAAGAAGAAGCAAUUGCAGAGGGUGCAGAUGAUGAAGAACUAGAAGAAUUAAGGGCAAGGCUUGAUAAAGUGAGAACAUAGUUUCAUAUGUUUUUCUUAACUACUUGAUUCCUCAGUACUAAGGAAAACUGAGUUUGUAUUGACGUGGGUUCGAGCCUAUCGUUCUUUAGAGAUUAUAAGGCUUACCCAGCAUACUUGAUU
This is a messenger RNA of Pistacia vera, 1002 nucleotides long. Its product is annotated as vacuolar protein sorting-associated protein 24 homolog 1-like. Gene Ontology annotation, biological process: protein transport; late endosome to vacuole transport; endosome transport via multivesicular body sorting pathway. Lineage: Eukaryota; Viridiplantae; Streptophyta; Magnoliopsida; Sapindales; Anacardiaceae. Bases 196 to 882 code for a protein of 228 amino acids. The record is from RefSeq and is a predicted model, not a curated record. Gene Ontology annotation, cellular component: multivesicular body; ESCRT III complex. The transcript is spliced from 6 exons.